GGAUUGAAAUCCGGUUAAUGGCGCCUCUGAAGAGGCAUUGAAUUCCAGCCUGGGUUGCCCCCAUCUAUCGGCUUCUCUUUUCUCGGCCUCUCCUUUGCUUCUCAGCGCGCUCUUCUUCUCCGGCGGCGAUUGCUUUUCGUUGGGAGUUCACGGCUCUCGGAAGGCGGAGAUUGAAGGAAGAAGCACUAGGGCACGGUGUGGUUAACCCUGGAAGCGAGUAAGUUGUUUUCAGGCGAGUGAGAUAGAGGGAAAGGGUGGAGGUAUUGGAAAUUUGUGGUGGUUUGGGAGAGAAAGGGUUUGGAUCGGUGGGGAUUUGGGAUUUGUGGGUUUUGUGGAGUUUUUUCUCUGAUUAUUGUGGAUUCGGGGCCGCCCAUGCCCGGUAUUGGUGAGAAAUUUCAUGCCUCCGGAACCACUGCCAUGGGAUCGCAAGGACUUCGUUUCCAAAGAUCGGAAGCACGACAGAGGGGCGGGUUACGAAGCUGUAGGCGGCGGCAGCGGGUCCUUCUCGUCCUCAACGCCGCGUUGGAGGGAGCCCUACCAUGGGCACCGUGAUUUCACUCGCGGUUCCCCUCGUCGUCCACCUCCUGGCUAUUACCGGCAAAGUGGAAACUAUCACCAGCUACACGGCGAUGAUGCAAGGCCUGGCGAUCGCUACUGGCCGGAGGAUGAGAACUAUAGGCCAUCUUUUGGGAGAUAUAAUGGCAACAGGAGCAACAGCGGUGGUAGCAGCGGCAGGGAGAGCAGGGGGUAUUUCCGGCGUCCCCCAUACUGGGAUUCGGGUGAUUUCUCGCGUGCACACCAUGAUCCACCGCCACCAACGGCCCCGAGGUCCAUUGCUGUACCCGGUGACCCCUCCUGUGCCACAGACGCAACCUUCAUCGAGAGACGUUCAAGAGAAACCUGUCAGCACUGUGGAUGAUGAUGCCCUAGUGGACAAUGCUUCAGCUACGUGCAAGAAAAGCGAUCAGGAUCAUUCUCUGGGCUCGAUCUCUUGGAAACCCUUGAAGUGGACUCGGUCUGCCAGUAUUUCCUCGCUGAAGACUGCUAGAUCGGAGGUGGAUGAGUCUGGCCGUGAGGCAAAGGAGACUCCGACCAGGUCCUCAGCUGCAUCUCCUCAGGAGUCUGAGGAUGGUGUUGCCAAGAAGAAGCAGCGGCUUGGAUGGGGCCAGGGCCUGGCAAAGUAUGAGAAACAGAAGGUUGGUGGAUCUGAUGAUGGUUCUACCAAAAAUGGACUGGUGCCAUGUGAUAGCAGUUCGAAGAGCACCGUCAGCGACACAAGCCCUAAGGAGGCUGGUUCUGCUGGAUGUCUAUCUCCGGUCACAAGGUCAUCCAUAGCUUGCAGUUCGUCUCCAGGUGUGGAGGACAAACCAUGUGUUAGGGCAAGUGAUCCUGAUACUACUGAUCUUAGUGGUUCUUCCAUUAUUGAUUCUCAGAAUAAUGUUAAAGAAUUUCUGUUUGAACACUAUGAGGCUGAUCCUAUGGGCACCCUAAAUAAAGUGCUUACUGACCUGUUGCAACCUGAGGAUUCCUGCUUUGGUGAUUCUACUUUCACAAGACAUACUGCCAUUAGCAAAUUGCUUUUAUUGAAAGGUGAUAUUUCCAAGGAAUUGGAGAAGACUGAAUGUGAUAUUGACUUGUUUGAAAAUGAACUGAAAUCCUUGGAUUUUGAUGGAAAUAAUAAUCAGUGCCAUGUUGCCCUGCACUCCACCUGUUAUUAUUGCCACGGAACCUUGUGGAGAGCUGCUGAUGGUACCUCAGUGAUCUCAUUCAGUUCUGCUCUUGUUAAGGAUCAGCAAAUAGCUUCUAUCAGCACACAAGUAAUUGAAUCGUUAGAUGAUUGUGAUGCUGCUCUCAAAGAUGCUGGUAGUGAAAGCUCUGACACGUUUUCAUCAAAAUUAGGCAAAGCAUCAUUGGGGAAGGCAAUUUCUGAUUGCGACUCCCAGAUAUUAGCUGUAUCUCCUCUUGUUGAAGAUGUUGAUUUCACAGACCAAGCACCAGAUCCCCUUCCACCUGCUGCUGAUUGUAUUGGCAGAGACAAGAAUGACAUGGAAUAUGCUAAUUUUAGUGAAAACUCAUGUGGGACUGGAGGUUCUAGUUUGUUCAGUGCUAUUUUGGAAUCAAACCGUGGUUUGAAGGAGGAAGCUAUGAAGGGGCUGCCAAAUGAUGCACCUUUAUUUGACUUUUGGAAGUUGGGGAAACUCUCUUCUUUGCAGGCAAAUGACAUGCUAAUAAAAGAAAAGCUGGCUUCUCGCAAGCACCGUCUUAAAUUUAAAGAGCUAGCUCUUACUCUCAAGUAUAGGGCAUUUCAUCAUUUGUGGGCAGAGGAUCUGCGGUUGCUUUCUAUCAGAAAAUAUCGUUCCAAAUCACAGAAGCGCAUUGAGCCCAGCAACCGUUCAUCACAAAGUAGUUCUCAGAAGCAUCGUUCAUCUUUUCGUUCACGAUUUGCAUUACCUGCUGGUAACUUGACACUUGUUCCAACUUCAGAAAUAGUUGAUUAUACCAAACAGUUGAAGUCAGAUUCCAAGCUUAAGGUUUACAGGAGCAAUUUGAAGAUGCCUGCACUCAACUUAGAUGAAGAGAGCAGGAAGACAGUUUUUGUUACACACAAUGGUUUGAUAGAGGAUCCAAUUGCUUUUGAGAAGGAGAAGGAGAUGAUAAAUCCAUGGAUGCCAGAGGAAAGAGAAGUUUUUAUGGAAAUGCUUGCUACAUGGGGAAAAGACUUCUCCAAAAUUGCUUCUUUUCUUAAGCACAAGACCAUUGCAGAUUGUGUUGAGUUUUAUUACAAGAACCAUAAGUCCGACAGUUUCAGAGAAGUGAUGAAAUGCCUUGCCCUCAGAAAGCAGUGGCAGCUACCGGCCAACAACUAUCUAUCAACAUCAGGAAAGAGGUCUCAGCGAGAUUUCAAUGCAGUUCCUCUUGAUAUGUUGGAAGCUGUAUCCAUGGUCGCAGCACAUGAUAAUGAGACAACAGGGAACCAGCGCAAGUUUGAUCAAAGGCCAGGUUUUGGUAGCUAUGAUGAUUUUAGAAUGCCUGGUGAUGCUCAUGGUUCUGUGGAUAAGCGUGAUCUUUUGCGGCAUGAGAAAGAAACGACAGCCGCUGAUGCAUUGGCUGGCAUACGUGGAGCUCUAUCUUCAGAGGCCAUGAGCCCUUGGAUCGCUACUUCUAUUGGGCCUGCUGAAAGGAUAAAUUUCGCAAUGCCUGACCGUCCUUUGACACCUGGAGUUACCCAGAGCAUUGAUGAAGAAGAAGCUUUCUCUGAUGAGGGAUUUGGUGAAUUUGAUUCUGCUGAUUGGACGGAUGCUGAAAAGACUGUGUUUAUCCAAGCAUUGAGCAUGUAUGGGAAGGAUUUUGCGAGAAUAUCCCGCUGUGUUGCUAGUCGCACAAAGGAGCAAUGCAAGAUUUUCUUUAGCAAGGCUCGGAAGUGUCUUGGUCUGGAUAUCCUCUAUCAAGGACCAUGCAACGUGGCAACACCAAGGAGUGAUACCAAUGGAGGGAGGAGUGACACAGAUGAUGGUUUUGCUGCAGAAAUGGAUUCGGCUGUCUGUAGCACACAAUCCUGUUCUAGAGUUGAUACUGAAAUGACUAGAUCUGUGGUAAAUACUGUUGGGGAAGAUUUUGCUCAUGCCGGGAAUUUGUCCUUGCAAAUGGAGAUGGAUAGGUCAAGUGAACACCAUGUGUCAGAAGGAAUAGAUCAGGAGGAAAUUGAGACGAAAGCUACUGAUCUAGACUGUGAUCUAAAUAAUGAUGGAUUGAUGAGGCUGGGGGAUGACUCCAGACCUGUUCAUGUUCCAAAGGAUGCAAGUGAUGCUGUGGUGGGAAGCCACGGAAAUGUUUCUUCAGGUGGUGUUGCAGGUUUUGUUGCUGAUACUGAAUUGAAGAAAAGUGGCAAUUGUCCAGCAGUGUCAUCAUCGGAUACAGUUAGUCUGGAGUAUGUGGCCUCUGACUGCUUAAAAUUGCGGACUGUUGAAAUGACUCAUGGGAGGAGUAAUGAGGAAAAUUGUUCUAAUGGAACUGAGAUGCAAGACUUGGAUUCUGUAUUUGUGGAAGGGCAAGGGGUGAAGAUAGGCACUGAUUCAAAUAAAAGUGGUUCUCUUUGCUUUGAAACAGAUCCAUGCGCUAACGAAACUGCAUCUUGCCUAGGAAAUAAGGUGACUGCUUGCUCUAGUUCUAUUUUCCCCCCAAACUACCACAAUCAAAUCCAGCAAGAUCUGCUUCCUUCCAUACAGAAGAGAUACCUACUCAAUUCUUUGAAUCAGGAGAGUUCCAUCUCAGUGCCUGUUUUGCCUGAUCCAUCUUCCUCUUCUUUUGGGGACCCUGUUCAUACAGGCUUACAAUCAAAUCUGAUCUAUGAAGGACUCAAGCAGCAUGAGAAUCCAGUGACCGGAAAACUUUAUCAGCAGUAUUUCUUGGGAAGUUCAACAUUAAAUCAGAUCAGCCAAACUUUGCAAGCUCUCACAGGCUAUCCUCUGCAGUCUGUGGAUCAGCAGGAGUUUAAACAAGGGCCUGAAAUGAUCAGUGGGAGAUCAGAGAUUCAGCAAAAUUGCCAGAAUGGAAAUGGGCUAUCACCAUCAAGUGGAAUCUUUGAUAUUGGCCUGCAUAAUUUGAAGCCUGUUGAUCCAAAGAUCUCACAUCAGAGGUCUGAGAUGCUUGGCUCUGGUAGGAAUGAUGAGCAACCAAAUACACUACCAAAGCCAUGCACUCAGUCUUUCUCUGAGAAUGAGGAGCAGUCACGCCAAACUGGUGAUGUGAAGCUGUUUGGUAAGAUCCUAAGCAAUCCAUCUUUACAGAAAUCAAAAUCAACCUCAUGUGAAAGCAGUGGUGGUAAGCCUCCUGGUCAAAAAAGAGACUCAGCACAGAAGCCAUCCAAUUGCCAGAAUGAUGCCAGUGCAGUUGCAUCUCUCUCUCAUAGUAGUAGGCACUCCAGUCCAACUGACAUACCUGUUAGAAGUUAUGGCUACUGGGAUGGAAACCGAAUACAAACUGGCUUCUCAUCUUUGCCAGAAUCAGCUGUGUUAUUGACGAAAUUACAAGGACCAUUGGCAGGGUUAUCAUUUUAUCCUACCAAAGAUGCCCUUCCCAGUAAUACCAGAGUUCGGACAGAAUAUCAGCAAGCUUAUACACAGCCAGUCUCAUCAGGAGGGACCCUACCUGGCUUCCAACAGCAGGGUAGGACGGCAAGACAGGGUAACGCAGCAGCAGUGGUUGGAGGGGGGAUCCUUGGUAAUGGCGGUGGUGGUGGUAGUGGCGGUAGUAAUGCUGGGGGUUGUACAGGGGUGUCUGACCCUGUGGCAGCCAUUAAAAUGCAUUAUGCCAGGAGAGCAAAGCUCUUGGCAAGCUUGGAAUCAUGGAGGCAAACAGACAGGUAGGAGAGGAGACCCCCAAAGGAGGUGGUGGUGGUGGUAGGUAAGGGUAGUGUUUUGGUAGGGAGGGUUAUCAGGCAUGGUUUUAAUGCCUUGUUGUAUCAUAGCUUUUGUAAUGUUCCUAGUGAAUGAAACAGGGGUUGGGGGGAGAGUGGGUAGCUUUCCUGUCCAUAUCGUUUUAGGAUUUCAGCAUGUUGCUUUUAAAGCCUUCUCUCUCUCUCUCUCUCUCUCUUCUCUUUUUCUUUUUUUUUUCUUUCUUUAUUUUCCCUGGAUUGCCCAGGUGUUUAGAUGAUAAAAGCCUUUUGUUAUUAUUUGUUUUAAUAGUACAUGAUCCAGCGCCAAGCUUCGAGA
Messenger RNA from Dioscorea cayenensis subsp. rotundata (Guinea yam), 5711 nucleotides. RefSeq lists its product as uncharacterized. The record is from RefSeq and is a predicted model, not a curated record. Lineage: Eukaryota; Viridiplantae; Streptophyta; Magnoliopsida; Dioscoreales; Dioscoreaceae.